GGCGGCAGGCGGCGGAGACGCCCCUUUGCCGGGCCUCGGGACCGGCCGGGGCUUUUUGUGCAGUGCCUGGCUGCUGCACAGGGUUCUGAGUGUGGAAGGCUCCACCAGGACCUGAACUCAUGAGACCCUGAUGGGACUCGGUGCCUGAGAAGAAAAGGCCUGGAAGAGAAGGAACAACUCACAGGACUUGGCACCCUUUUGACUCACAUCUGCAGCUGGCUGGCUCCAGGCAGGAAUGUUACCUGGAAUGUCAGAUUGAAGGGAAGCCAUCAUAAUUUGAGUUCACGCACCAUACUGUGGCAGUGAAUAAAAAAAGCAAAUUAAGUAUGCUCCCAGGUAGUAUCUCCUUCUCUGCCAAUCACAAAAUGUGUUGAAGGAUGUCUUCUGAGAAUUUUGUCACUUGAAGUCUUUACAAAUUUCAAUGGACUCUUUGGAAAUGCAGCUAAAGAAGUUGAAGGAUACUGGACAGCAGUUAUAUACUGUGCAAAUGAAUGACGGACAUAAUUCCUUGACCAUGUCCCCCAGACAACUUAGUGCUAAUAGAGUGACACGACCAGAUAGACAAGAAGCCCAAACCCUUUUGUAUCAAGGCUCAGAGGCAGAGGCUUCCAUGACAACCAUUGCUACGUGUGUAAAGUGCAAAAGUGUUCACAGAAUCCCUUUGCAGGAUUUGAAAAAGGACACUGGGCAAAGCCAAAAGGAAGAUAGGUUUGUCUGUUUCCAGUGCAGCCUUGGUGUUCCUCCCCCCCGUUUUCAUUUUGUGAACAGUAAUUCCAGUGCUACUCAGGUAGGAAAUAAAACGGAAGCCAUCUCAAGCCCGGUCAAUAAUAAGUUUAAGGUAAGGAACUUUAAGCCAGGAAAAUACUAUUGUGAUAAAUGCCGAUUUUCCACAAAGGACCCUCUGCAGUACAAAAAGCACACACUUCAACAUGAAGAGAUUAAAUUCAUUUGUUCUCACUGCAACUACAUUUCAUAUACCAAAGGAGAGUUUCAGAGGCAUUUGGUGAAGCAUACAGGCAUAUUCCCAUAUCAGUGUGAGUACUGUGACUAUGGUGCUAUUAGAAAUGAUUAUAUUGUCAAACACCGGAAGAGAGUACACGAGAGGGCUGGUGGAAAAUGCCUGCCCAAAACUGUUGCUAAGCUGGAGCCGAAAAUAGCCAGCACUUUGAAACAAAACACAGAACUUUUAAAAGCUUCCAGUUCAAGGACUACAUUUCAAAAUAAGUUGUCAGAUCAACUUUCCAGGUUCUCCCUCCACACAAAUAAAGACAAAAUGCACAAUACUGCGUUACCUGAAUCAAAGGAGUACCAAAAAGAUGUAGUGUGUAUUCCAAAUAAAAUGGCCCUUUCUGAGCCAAAUGGAGUCAGUCUGUUUGAGAACAAAAAUGUUGAGGUAGAAGUAUUAUCUCCUGCAAAAGAACCUGUUCAGCCAGGUAUGCCAUUAACAGUUGUGGCACCGGCGGAACUAGUUGUCCCUGCAAACUGUUUAGCCCAGUUGAUAGAUGUGAAAGUUGUCAAUGGGACACAGCAGCUUGUUUUGAAACUGUUUCCUUUGGAAGAAAAUAAUUGCCUUGAAGCUAAUGGAAUUGAUGGAGUUAAUUCUGAGCAUGUGCCUAAAGACAAGGUUUCAAAUGUACAAGAAAAAAAAGUAUGUGUAGAGCAAACAAAGUCACUAACAUUUGAGGGGAAUGUUGGAAAACUUGGAGGCACUGAUAAUCAUCAAUCUUCAGUUAACAGACAACUUAAAAAUGUGAAAUGGGUAAGGUCUUAUGAUUUUUUCAUGUCAAAUUCUGGUGUGUACAACCAUGGAGAAUCCUUUCUGAAUUUUAAUACAGUUGAAGAUUUGCAGAAAAAAAAUUAUUUGUAUCCACGCAGACCUGCACUUCCUUCCAUUGCCUUAAAAGGCCAUUCUCCAUCCUCUGUAGUAAAAAGCAGUGUUUUUUGUGGCUUUGGAACUGCAUCAAACCCUUUUCCAUGUAAGCCUGCUCUUUCUUUUGCUGAAGAUGGAAGAAAUUUACACAGUGACUCACAGCAGUCAUUUCCUCUUGCUACAUCACCUGCAGCCAUGUCCUUCUCUGGAGAAAAGGGCAUAUUGCCCAUAAGUGAAAAUAACUUGGAAUCUAGAAGUGAAAUCAGUGUUCCUUUAAAAAUGGGUUCCUCUUACAGAAUGCUGAAAGACAACCAAGUAGAAGAACACAAGGCAGUUUCGAAUAUAGGCCAGAUUUCCUCCCAACAUAAAAGUGAGUAUUUACACAUAAACAUAACUGGAGAAGAUGGAAUCAGAGCUCAAAAGCCAGGGGAUAAGCCUUUGGAAUUAAAGACUUCUGAAAGGAAUAACGACUCUUUUGAUGGCCCAGUCAUCUCAUCAGUAUUUUCUCUGAGCUCUGGAUCAGAAAAUGUCCCUGAAGGCAUUAAGUGGAAUACUUCAACCUCUAAAAUAAAGUCAAUUGAACUCUUACGCAGGAAGAUAGCUCAGUUAAUUGAAUCCUGUGGCAAGCCUUCAUCUUUGGCUGCAAAUAAUGCACAUCGUCGUUCCAUAGAGCAGUCCUCAAAGGUAACUUGCAAAGCUACUCCUGAAGGUAGUCAAGAAAUUAAUGUGUCAUUUACUGGCCCAGGCUAUUCCACAGGCACUCCCCCAAAACCUCAGGAUGAUUGUGUGGUUACUGGACAGUUUAUUCACAAGCAGAUAUAUCCACAGUGUGUAGAUGGCAGCGAUGGGAAAACCGAAAGCAGAGUAACCAGGAAGGCUCCUGUUGCUGCUCCGGUGUUGAUCCCCAAAGGGGCUGUGUUGAGGGUUCUCAACUCCUCUGAGAAUGCCCACAUUGUAGAGGCUACAUGUGAAGCACCUGUCGGUAUACCUUGCAAUGAAACACGGUUAAUAAAACCAGUUCCAUUCUGCCCUGUAAAACAGACACACUCAAACUUACAGCCUUUGGCAAAUGAAUGUGAGCCAAUAGACAUGUCCCAGAAUUUUGAGACAUCUCUUCGGCCUAAGCCAGGAAAAGAGAGUGUUCUCUGUAGCACCACCCCUAAAAGAAUUGCCCCUCUGAAUGGACAGCAAGGAAGCAGUGACUUAAAUAAGCAAGGGAAACUCCUUUCCAAAAAUCUUCCUCUAAAUAGAAAUAGAACCAAACGAGUAAAUUCAUCCAAGAAGAAAAGCAAAAUUCAGGCUGAUCCCAGCCGCUGUCUCAAGGAUCCAUCCAUUUUUCAGGUUGCAAGGCAACUUCGACUUAUAGCAGCUAAACCAGACCAGCUGAUAAAAUGCCCCCGGCGGAACCAGCCAGUCAUUGUGUUAAACCAUCCGGAUGUCGACUCACCAGAAGUGACCAACGUGAUGAAGGUAAUAAACAAGUACAAAGGCAACGUCCUCAAGGUUGUCCUAUCAGAGAGGACUAGGUGUCAGCUCGGCAUCAGACGGCAUCAUGUACGGCUUACCUACCAGAAUGCAGAGGAAGCCAGUCGGAUAAAAAGGCAGAUGAUGUUGAAAAUGAAACUUAAAAAAGUUCAUAAAAAUAACUACCAGGUGGUGGAUUCCUUGCCUGAUGAUUCAUCGCAGUGCAUAUUUAAGUGCUGGUUUUGUGGGCGGUUAUAUGAAGACCAGGAAGAGUGGAUGAGUCACGGCCAACGGCAUUUGAUAGAAGCAACUAGAGAUUGGGAUAUUCUUUCUUCUAAGGGCAAAUAAGUAAAAUAUUGGUCUUUGGAGCAAAAAAAAAUUUUUUUUUUUUGUUUAGUUUGUUCUGGUUUGGUUUUCUUUUUUUUUUUUUCCCCCUCUGAGUCAAUAGAAAUGCAGACUGUGGAAUGCAGAAAUGUGGAAGGAUUGUGAAUUCUUCAGAUCCCCUGUAGGAAUGCUGAGAACCAGGGGUCUUAACCUGAGCUAUGUGGCUGGACCUCAGAAGGUGUUUGAAGCCCUUGAAACUGUACGCACAAAUUUAUGCACAUGUGUUUUUCUGUAGAGAGGAUGUGAAACUUUCAGCAGGUUUUCAGUGGGAUCUGAGACCUUUCUUUGUUUAGCAGCCAUUUUUCUUAUUAGAUAAAGAUGUUUCAGAAUCCAUUGAGAGAGGCAAGUUUAGAGAGUUUUUCAUGUGCUCCUUCUAUCACAAAAUGCUACUGAAAAACCUGUUUUUUUGUGUCCACAUCCACUUUGGUUUUGCUUUAACUUGUGUCCUGAAUAUUUGAUACAUAAUGGGAAUUCUGUUUUCUACUGAUUAGUUAUCUUAGAUUUGGUUAUAGAAGAAUCUCUCCUCCACUUUAUAAUACCCUUUAUAAUACUCAUAAGGCACGGAGAGUCAUGUUGUAUUAGCCAUUUUAAAGAAAUGGUUCCGAGGGUAUGCCUGAAUCAACUACUUCAACGGCAGGUGUCAGGAGAAGACAGAAAACAUUUUUGAGCAUUUAGCUUCUGCCUUCCUUUUAGUAUCUUGAUUUAGUAUAAUUGGGGAGGGAGUGUGCAUUUUUGCAAAGGAAGGAUAGUAUCUAGAAUUAAGUCUCUUUGCCCUUCCCCCUCCCACAAAUAUAAAUUAAGUGACCAAUUUAAAAUGUGCAAGUACAGGUUUCUUACAGCAGGUAAAACUUGGGAGGACAAUUCCAGGUAGGAUGAUAAAAUUGUAAAAGGGAUUUAAAUUUAGUGUCCACUUGGGAUCUCAUCCAGAGACCUUGGCGUAUUCUUCCUUAGUUACUUAGGGAUCACAAAUGCUGUUCCCCCACGUUAUGGCCUAGUCCUCCUUGGCCAUUCUGAGCCAUUUACCUAAACAGGGCCAAGUGUGGGACAGAAAGCUUCCCUGCUCAACUCCUUUUGUGCCUUUGAGGCCCUUCAGGUUUUCCCUCAAGAAACUACUAGAAACAGGCAGGAAUCAACAAAAUUGAAACAUCCCACCAUUUUUGCUAAGAUUUUAGGCACACUAUCCCUUGUUUUCAUUGAGAGUAACAAUCUGCUUCUAAUUUAUCUUAGCCCCUGGUAUGUUCUCACCUAUUGCUUGCCUUUUCCUAGAACGGCCCAGCAGUUCUGAGAACACUCCUUUCCAUUCCCCUCUCCACCAGCUGAUGUCAGAACUGGUGCUGACCAACAUGGCACCUUUGUGCAAAUUAGAAAAAAGUGCACCCCCUGGGCGGUCACAGCUGUGCACCUUCAUCCAGAACACAAGUGGCACCACCACAGGCAACCCUAACUUGCUGUUUUCCUUCCUCUGGGUACUGCUCCUUCCCUAGAGAGUUUGUUCCCACAGUGGAUGAAACAAGCUGGAGGGUGGGGGGGAGCUGUUACAUCUGAAAAAGUCACCAGUGAGAUGACAGGCAGUCAAGUUGAAGACUUCUGUUUUUUUCACAUGGUCAAGUAUUAGAUUAUCCUCUGACAGGUGGGAUUAUAAUCUUUAGUUGGUUUUCAUUACCAACAUUUUCUAUGUGUAAUUCAGUACCUGAUCAUUAAGUUGAUUCAUUGUCUCAUUUUUAUUGCAACUUAAAACUUGCUAGAUUGAUUUUAUGUGUGUACACAUAUAAAUAUUUUUUACCAUAUAAAAAUACCAGUAGCUAGUUUUCUGAUUUCCCAUUUUAUAAUGAAAUGUGGUCCAGAAAAUGUAAAUCCUUUUUAUAUUCUAGAGAUAAUUUAUUUUGGGAAUACAUUUUUGUAACUCACUGAUCUCAUUGUUAGAAAAUGGAAGCCCAGAAAGUGAUGUGGAAUCUGACUUGUAUGAACAAACGGGAGUAGAAGCCCCUUGGGUCGUUCAUUACAGUAUUUAGCCCUUGUGCAUUUUCAGUUGGUGCUUUUUGGGAAAUGGAUUUUGGCUACUGCUUCAUUACCUAAAGGAGAACAUUCUAAAGUUUUAUCCACAUACAGAUAUGCACCCCUCCAGCAUGAAAGGAGACUCCUGAAAUGGUGAGAGGAGAGAACAAGAGCCUGUGAAUUUUACCUUUUUUUUUCCUUCUAUACCUCACCCCUCAGUAGCUUCUUUGCUGAAAGGCUAGCCUGGGAGUUGGCCAGAAAUCCAGUCAGAGUAUUAAGUAUCUACAUGAAAUAUUUACACUUUGCAGCUUCAGCUGUUUUUCAAGUAUUACCUAAAACAUAGAUUGAUACUGGCAUGGAGCUGAAUCUGGAAAGUAGUAAAUGUAGCAAACUUUUGGGAGUCUCAGGACUACAAUACUUUUUAAGCAGUUAAGAGGGUUCCUGGAAAUCAUAAAAUGCGAAAAAGUGACUGUUUCCCCUACAUAAAGAGUUUUGGAGUAUAGGUUGUUAGUAUAUAGGAAACUGUCAUGAAAUGAACACAUUUCUAACAAAAUUGGAGGGAGUAGGGCCAGGACUGUAUUUGUGUACUCUUACCGUGAUUUUGAAGGAAUUCUUACUUAUUUACAUUUUAUUAAGAGUAGUUACUAACAAAAUUAUUUUAAACUUAUUUUUUAAUGUUUUCUUACAUUUUUGGCAGCCAGAAAUGAGAUGACCUUGUUAUAUUUAAGGUAUAGGCAAGUAGAGUAAAAAAAAAAUUAAGAAUGACUAAUAGAUUAUAUUUUGUUCAAGUUUUUAUCCCCAGCCAGUAACAUCUUCUGAGCCCUCAUUAUGGGCCAUGUGUUUGUUGAACUAAAUAGCACAAAGCAUUAACCCUCAAAAGCUCCAGCCCACUUCUUUAGGACAUGCUAUGUAAGUCAUCCCAAAAUGAAGAUGUGAUGUUGCUCAGCUUUUGGAAUAACUUUUGAAUUCCUAAAUGUUAAAAUGAGCAGAAAACGAAAUAUCGCGUAACAUAUUUUAAGCAUUAUAGGUCCCGUUUCAACAUCUAUGUUCUGCUGCUCUGGUUUUGAAACAUGUUUGUUUAUAGAUACUGAGGUGUUGGCCUAAAUCGUGUUAAAUAAAGCCUCAAUAAAUUUUUCUCUGCCCUUUUAUUUCA
Molecule: messenger RNA, 6866 nt
Organism: Choloepus didactylus (southern two-toed sloth)
Lineage: Eukaryota; Metazoa; Chordata; Mammalia; Pilosa; Megalonychidae
Gene: ZNF518B
Product: zinc finger protein 518B
Exons: 3
Coding region: 422-3682 (1086 amino acids)
Biological process (GO): regulation of DNA-templated transcription
Molecular function (GO): RNA polymerase II cis-regulatory region sequence-specific DNA binding; DNA-binding transcription factor activity, RNA polymerase II-specific
Source: RefSeq, a predicted model, not a curated record